AGACGAGAACCGGAAAAAGAGAAGAAAAGAAAAUAGGAGUAGUAGUGAUCUACAAAUAGUGGAUACUUUAGCCCAUAAUUAUUUCUAGUUCGAUUUCUCUGCUACAAUGCCUUAUGCAAACCAACCGACUGUAAAAAUCACAGAACUUACAGAUGAGAAUGUCAAGUUUGUCAUUGAAAAUACCGAUUUGGCGGUUGCCAAUUCAAUUAGACGUGUCUUCAUGUCAGAAGUACCCACAGUUGCAAUUGACUGGAUCCAGAUUGAUGCCAAUUCAUCAGUACUGCAUGAUGAGUUCAUCGCUCACAGAGUUGGUCUCAUCCCACUCACCAGUGACGAUAUUGUAGAAAAAAUGCAGUACUCCAGGGAUUGCACCUGUGAUGAAUUCUGUCCAGAGUGCUCUGUUGAGCUGACUUUGGAUGUUCGUUGUACUGAUGAAAAGACACGCAACGUCACCUCUCGCGACCUGUUGUCCAACAACCACAGAGUUAUCCCAGUCACAUCCAGGAGUCGAGACAACGAUCCUAAUGACUACGCUGAACGAAAUGAAAUUUUGCUGGUGAAGCUUCGCAAAGGACAGGAACUGCGACUGAGAGCUUAUGCCAAAAAAGGAUUUGGUAAGGAGCACGCCAAGUGGAACCCAACAGCAGGAGUGGCGUUUGAGUAUGACCCAGACAACGCACUGAGGCACACGGUCUACCCGCGACCCGAGGAAUGGCCCAAAAGUGAAUAUUCCGAAAUUGAGGAGGAUGAGGUCCAGGCUCCCUACGACCCAAAUGGCAAACCAGAAAGGUUCUACUACAAUGUGGAGUCUUGUGGAUCCCUCCGACCCGAGACCAUUGUCAUGUCCGCACUGGCUGUCCUCAAGAAAAAGCUGAGCGACCUGCAGACCCAACUCAACCAUGAAAUCCAAAGUGAUGUGCUCACUAUCAACUGAAGUCACAUUGAUAAAUGGGGCUCGCGGACUUGUCUCUGUCUGUAGAUUGCGCUCUAAUUUUUUUCGCUUUUUUUUUUUUAAUUUUAUUUUUGUAAAUCAUUUUUGGAUUGAGAGACAGUGUCGAAACAAAACAUAUUUUGCUUUGUGGUUGCUUCCUUGUUUGGUGGUCAAGGACAAUCACGUCAAGUUUCGUCUUCAUUUAGCAUUCUAAAAUGUCAGUGACCCAACAUCAUGUUACAUGUAAACUUUUUUUGAAAUUUGUCGAACAUGUCUUUCAUUUUAAUUGAGGUACGCAAUAAAGACUGUUUUCUUGUCAUUCCAAA
Hippocampus comes (tiger tail seahorse) is the source of this 1257-nucleotide messenger RNA. It is a transcript of the gene polr2c, whose product is annotated as RNA polymerase II subunit C. Lineage: Eukaryota; Metazoa; Chordata; Actinopteri; Syngnathiformes; Syngnathidae. The coding region runs from base 107 to 934 and encodes 275 amino acids. Gene Ontology annotation, cellular component: RNA polymerase II, core complex. The record is from RefSeq and is a predicted model, not a curated record. Gene Ontology annotation, molecular function: protein dimerization activity. Gene Ontology annotation, biological process: transcription by RNA polymerase II. The transcript has 9 exons.